UACCCGCAUCCCCGGAGGCGAAGUCCAACACCCAGGAAGCAAAUCCGGAAAGGGUAAACUUGUCCGAGAGGUCAACUGAGGGAGAAGUGGGGGUGGUCGAUACUCACUUCCACCUUGACCGCCUGACCAGGGAAUUGGGGCUUUCUGUCACUGCCUCAUAUGAGGAUAUCAUCAGGUGCGUGGGGCAGGCACCAGCAGGUCAAUCGGUUAGGAUUAAAGGGGUGGUCACUUCCUUUUGUGAUCCCCAGUCCUUCCCCUCGCUCAUGGGGGUGGAGGAGCUACGGUCCCGGGAGGUGUAUACCACAGUGGGGGUACAUCCUAAAGAAGUACCUUCACUAACCAGGCAUGAGCGGGAGCUCAUGUUCCAACUCUGGGACUCCCGUCGCCUGGUGGGUUAUGGGGAGUUUGGGCUGGAUAGGACCACUCACCCAUAUGAGUGGGUGGCUCAGGAGGAGUUCCUGCAGGAGUUGCUGCGGUGGGUGCCUCCUGAGGGGGUUUUAGUCCUUCAUGCCCGGGGUGUACCUCGGGAUAGGCUCAACAUGGAGUCGACCCUGAGGCUCCUGACAUUAUGUCAGGCAGCUGGGGUACCCAGUAUGCAGUUUAUCCAGCUGCAUUGUUUCCAGGGAUCCACCGAUUUACUAAAUCGGUGGAGGGAGGCUUUCCCAAACACCUUUUUCAGUGUGAAUAAUGGGGUGGGAAGCUUUGACGCAGACCAGUUGGCUGGUCUGAAGAGUAUCCCCUCCGAUAGGUUACUCUUGGAAACCGACGCGCCCUAUUUUGCUCCCCGUGGGUAUUCCCAUAACGCCCCACACUUGCUGGGUAUCACCGCAGUAUUGGUGGCCCGUAUCCUGGGGGUUUCCCCUCAGGUGCUUAUGUCCCGCACUUGUGAUAAUGCGAACAAGUUGUUCUUUCACGACUAAGUGCGUGAUAAGCCUAUGUCCGGGGGUUUCCCCUCGGGCUCCCAUGUCCCCAUGUCCAGAAUGUGAACUGGCCUGUCUUUCUGUGGUCUUUCUGUUGAAUUUGGUACUCUUUGCCUUUAACUUGGGUGAUGAGACCCCUGUCCGUUUAGUAUUUAGUUUGGUUAAUCUUACUAUCUGUUGUAUUACUCGUUCUAUGGGACUUUAUCUGUGGAGCGGUUAGGGAGUAACAAUUAUGUCCCACCUGGAUGUUGGUCCCCAAAAAUCCCGUUCGUCCUCUGUCCCUAUAUGCUUGUGCUUGUACCUUCUCUUUGCGAGCAGUUUGUGGAAUUUCACUCAUUCCCGAACGGUCAUGUAUCCACUCACCCCAGAGUAGGGGCCAAACUUGGUCAAAUUAGAGUUAGAGGCAAUUUCGCCUCCCCCUAGGUUAACCGGUUUCAGUCUUAGCUAGGCCAUCCCUAUAGACCAGGAUUAGUUCCUUUUAUUUGCCCCACCCCUGGGGAGACCCAAAGAUUCUACCCCGGGGACCUGGUUUAUAAGAAAGGGAGGAGUGUAGUGAAUAGUGGUCUGAGACCGGUGCAGAG
Molecule: messenger RNA, 1501 nt
Organism: Mercenaria mercenaria
Lineage: Eukaryota; Metazoa; Mollusca; Bivalvia; Venerida; Veneridae
Exons: 1
Coding region: 264-920 (218 amino acids)
Molecular function (GO): hydrolase activity, acting on ester bonds
Source: RefSeq, a predicted model, not a curated record